UAAAUUAUUUUUAUAAUUUCUCUAUUAAAAAUGCUAUUAAACUUUGCUUCAACAGAAAAAAAAAAAGAAAAGGGUUAUUUAUUGGGGUUACCCCCAAAAUGCCUUGAUGGAACCAUCUAAAGUUAGAACUCCAAAUAGGAGGAGUCUGGCUAGCAGGUGGCAGAACACAUCAUCCUAAAUAGUGAUUCUGCAGAUUCAGGGUACUCAACCCUGAGGCCCAGUGCUCCAGACUCCCAGAAGGAAAGCCAAGUAUUCAGUAUAAACCAUGUUGUUUGUAUUAACAAUUAGGCAUAGUGAGCCACUCACCAAUUCCGAGAAUGCUUGGAACCCUCCUGAAAGCCAGGUUCCCAGCCAAGGUGCCAACCUUGUAAGCAAGCCUUUCGAAGGUUAGCAGUGAGGCCUGCUAAGUUCUCUUCUGCACACAGGGUUAACAAAGUUGACAUCUAAGCGCAGAAUGAUUGUGGAAUAAGAAUAACAAAGCACAUGUAAAAGUUGAUCCAAUCUGAACAGACCAGUGACAGUCUUUUCCUUGCCAGGAUUUCCCAAACCUGGAAAUUCUACAGCACUAGAGCCCGAAAAGCCUUCCAGUGAAGUAGGGUUCGGAUCAAAUAAAUUUGGGAAACAUAGCAUGCCUGCUUUGCCCUUAGAGGAUCUACACAUCUGCAUAUGAAAUGUUCUGGGAAAGUCUCUAAUAUGGGACACUAUUAAAUUUUGUUUCACACAGUGUUGCUCUAUUUUAUUUUAAUGGGAAGCUCCCCUGAUUUAACAUCCUCACUGGGGAAACCCUGCCCUACCCCUUUAUUUGAGGAUACCUGACGUUUCUGCAAGGAAGAGGAACUGACCUUGGUGAUCUUUUGUAUAAGCAUUAUUACAGUCUGCUGUGUAUGUGUAUGUAACAUAAAGUGUUGGAGUUCUUAUUGCAUAAAGUGGGUUCAUUCAUUCUCAGAAAUGUCUUUUUCAUAUAAGCCCCAGUUAGAAUCCCUGGCAGGCACAGCUGUGGAGAGACAUGAACGCUGACACAUACCAGUAAGCAGCCUUACAAAGAGAACAUGGCUAAGAAGGCUCAUAUCUGGUCGGCGGAAGCAGAAGUGGGCUGUGGAUCCGAGAAACACUGCCUGGAGCAAUGAUGAUUCCAAGUUUGGCCAGAGGAUGCUAGAGAAGAUGGGGUGGUCUAAAGGAAAGGGUUUAGGGGCUCAGGAGCAAGGAGCCACAGAUCAUAUUAAAGUUCAAGUUAAAAAUAACCACCUGGGACUUGGAGCUACAAUCAAUAAUGAAGAUAACUGGAUUGCUCAUCAGGAUGAUUUUAACCAGCUUCUGGCUGAGCUGAACACUUGCCAUGGGCAAGAAACAGCAGACUCCUCAGACAACAAAGAAAAGAAAACUUUCAGCCUUGAAGAAAAGUCCAAGAUCUCCAAAAACCGUGUUCAUUAUAUGAAAUUCACAAAAGGGAAGGAUCUAUCAUCUCGGAGCAAAACAGAUCUUGACUGCAUUUUUGGGAAAAGACAGAGUAAGAAGACUCCUGAGGAUGAUUCCAGCCCUGCCACUCCAGAUGGGAAUGCACCCUCCACUACAACAACCAGUGCCUUCACCAUCCAGGAGUACUUUGCCAAACGGAUGGCAGAGCUAAAGAAUAAGCCACAGGUCAUAGCUGCAGGGCCUGACCUCACAGAGACCCAAAUGGAAAGAAAAAGGGGAAAGAAAAGAAAGAAGGAGGCAAAAGAUAAAAAUGUGGAGAAUUACACCGAACCCAAGGCCAAGAAGAAAAGAGACCAAAUUGAAUGGCAGCUCAGAGACCCUUGUUGGGACGAGAAUUCUGGUGUUUCUCCUGAGGAUGGAGAGGAUUGUGUGUGGCCGCCUGAUGACCAGGACAUUGCCCCAAAGCCCAAAAAAAGGAAACAAAAGAAAAAGCUACAAAAGCAAGUUGAGGUAGCAGUGGAUGCUAUAUUAGAUGAAAUACCAGUGAAAAAGAAGAAGAAGAAAGGUCCCAAAUAAGUUCUCCAGAGCCAGGGCCUUCCAGCCACUCAGAUGUCAGGGCACCACGAGCAAACACCUUUGGCCUGAAGUCAGAACAAGAGUUCACCCAAGAGGGCUUUGACAUGCCCAGGGGUUGCUGAGUCUCGCCCUCUCAACCACGUUUUUCCCAGCGUUUAUCCAGAGAACUUUCUAAUGUUCCAAAUCAUGGCUCUCAUAAACAAAUAAAUUUCUUUUUAGACUGUGA
Messenger RNA from Felis catus (domestic cat), 2218 nucleotides. RefSeq names its product PIN2 (TERF1) interacting telomerase inhibitor 1 (gene PINX1). The transcript has 7 exons. Lineage: Eukaryota; Metazoa; Chordata; Mammalia; Carnivora; Felidae. Bases 1150 to 1992 code for a protein of 280 amino acids. Gene Ontology annotation, biological process: regulation of ribosome biogenesis. Gene Ontology annotation, cellular component: nucleolus. The record is from RefSeq and is a predicted model, not a curated record. Gene Ontology annotation, molecular function: nucleic acid binding; telomerase inhibitor activity.